Molecule: messenger RNA, 1011 nt
Organism: Condylura cristata (star-nosed mole)
Lineage: Eukaryota; Metazoa; Chordata; Mammalia; Eulipotyphla; Talpidae
Product: olfactory receptor 2T29-like
Exons: 1
Coding region: 1-1011 (336 amino acids)
Biological process (GO): G protein-coupled receptor signaling pathway
Cellular component (GO): membrane
Molecular function (GO): olfactory receptor activity; G protein-coupled receptor activity
Source: RefSeq, a predicted model, not a curated record
AUGACCGUUAAUCCAAAAGCUCUCCUUGGGAAUCUAAAUGAAACUUCACUGGAAAACAUGAAGUGGGAUGUCAACAAUACUGGACAGCCUGAUUUCACUCUGGUGGGGCUCUUCAGUCAAUUCAAACACCCAGCUCUCCUUUGUUUGAUCAUUUUUGUGAUUUUCCUGAUGGCUUUAUCUGGAAACACCAUCCUGAUCCUAUUGAUAUACACUGAUGUCCGUCUCCACACCCCCAUGUACUUUUUCAUCAGCCAGCUAUCUCUUAUGGACAUGACAUACAUUUGUGUCACUGUGCCCAAGAUGCUCAUGGACCAGAUCAUGGGUGUGAAUAAGAUAUCAGUCCCUGAAUGUGGGAUACAGAUGUUCCUCUAUGUGACACUAGCAGGUUCAGAAUUCUUCCUUCUAGCAGCCAUGGCUUAUGACCGCUAUGUAGCCAUCUGUCAUCCCCUUCGCUACCCUGUACUCAUGAACCACAGGGUGUGUCUCCUCCUGGCAUCUGGCUGCUGGCUCCUGGGCUCAGUGGAUGGCUUUCUGUUUGCACCCAUCACCAUGACCUUCCCUUUCUGUCGAUCCCAUGAAAUUCAUCAUUUCUUCUGUGAAGUUCCUGCUGUACUGAAACUCUCCUGCUCAGACACCUCCCUCUAUGAAAUUUUCAUGUAUCUGUGCUGUGUUCUCAUGCUCCUCAUCCCUGUGAUAGUCAUUUCAAGCUCCUAUUACUUUAUCCUACUCACCAUCCACAGGAUGAACUCAGCAGAGGGCCGGAAGAAGGCCUUUGCCACUUGUUCCUCACAUAUGACUGUGGUCAUUCUUUUUUAUGGGGCUGCCAUUUACACUUACAUGCUUCCCAGCUCCUACCAUACCCCUGAGAAAGACAUGAUGGUGUCUGUUUUUUAUACCAUACUCACUCCUGUGCUAAACCCUUUAAUUUAUAGUCUCCGGAAUAAGGAUGUUACAGGGGCUCUGAAAAAAAUGUUGAAGGUGGGACCUGUAUUUCAAGAAGCUAUGAAAUAG